Molecule: messenger RNA, 6960 nt
Organism: Grammomys surdaster
Lineage: Eukaryota; Metazoa; Chordata; Mammalia; Rodentia; Muridae
Gene: Nrip1
Product: nuclear receptor interacting protein 1
Exons: 4
Coding region: 582-4064 (1160 amino acids)
Biological process (GO): regulation of transcription by RNA polymerase II
Cellular component (GO): nucleus
Molecular function (GO): signaling receptor binding; transcription coregulator activity
Source: RefSeq, a predicted model, not a curated record
GAAGGAGGGAGCGACGAGAAUCGGCGGCCCGGAGCCGCGGCGGCCUCGAAGGUGUGGAUUGUGAGUGGUUGCAGACCUGUUCUCAGGACCCUUUAUUUUAACAUCUGGGAGAAACACAUCCAAAAGGUGCGCAGUUGACUGAGGAGGGCGGGAGAAUCUGAAGACUCCGAUGACAUCAGAGCCACUUUUCAACAACCUUCUCAGCUUCCUUUCCCGCAUAGCAGAGGCUCAGGCCCAGGCAGACGAUACUGAUAUGUGCAUUUGGUGAACAACAAAAGAUGAAGAAAGAACAACAGCAUAUUCCCUAAGCCCUGGGUGCCACUGCUACCACUGUGUUAAGGAAGUUGCGAGGCUGGUCUUUGCCUAGCUGGUCAUUAGUGCUGUCGUCUGCACCGGAGUUUGCCAGCCUCUUGGUUGUCACUGCCAGAAGAUACCCUGGUCAGAAUGUAAGAGUGCAUCUCUGCCUGCCUGCUAUGGGAGGUGAUCAGCUGACACUCACUUCCUGACGUCGGAUCUUACAGACAGGAGAAGCAUCUUUAAAGUGAACAAAAGCCGAGCCCCUGUUAGCACUUGUAUUGAACAUGACUCAUGGAGAAGAGCUUGUCUCUGAUGUGCAUCAGGAUUCUAUUGUUUUAACUUACCUAGAAGGAUUACUAAUGCAUCAGGCAGCAGGGGGAUCAGGUACUGCCGUUGACAAAAAGUCUGCUGGCCACCACGGAGAAGACCAGAACUUUAACCUCUCUGGCAGUGCGUUUCCCACCUGUCAAAGCAAUGGCUCCACUGUCAGUACACAGACAUACCAGGGGUCUGGCAUGCUGCACCUCAAAAAAGCCAGACUGCUGCAGUCUUCCGAGGACUGGAACGCGACAAAGCGGAAGAGGCUGUCUGAUUCCAUCGUGAAUUUAAACGUAAAGAAGGAAGCUUUGCUAGCUGGCAUGGUUGACAGUGUGCCUAAAGGCAAACAGGAUAGCACAUUACUGGCCUCUUUGCUUCAGUCAUUCAGCUCUAGGCUGCAGACGGUUGCUCUGUCGCAGCAGAUUAGACAGAGCCUCAAGGAGCAGGGCUAUGCCCUCAGUCAUGAGUCUUUAAAGGUGGAGAAGGAUUUAAGGUGCUAUGGCGUGGCCUCUAGUCACUUAAAAACUCUGUUGAAGAAAAGUAAAACUAAGGAUCAAAAGUCAGGUACCACCCUCCCUGAUGUGACUCCAAACCUUAUCAGAGAUAGCUUUGUUGAGUCACCUCAUCAUGUUGGACAAAGUGGAACAAAGGUCAUAAGUGAGCCCUUGUCAUGUGCGGCAAGAUUACAGGCUGUUGCCAGCAUGGUGGAAAAAAGGGCUAGUCCCGCCGCCUCCCCCAAGCCUAGUGUUGCCUGCAGCCAGUUAGCGCUGCUCCUGUCAAGUGAAGCCCACCUGCAGCAGUACUCUCGGGAACAUGCUCUAAAAACGCAGAAUGCACAUCAGGCAGCCAGUGAAAGACUUGCAGCCAUGGCCAGAUUGCAAGAGAAUGGUCCGAAGGACAUGGGCAGUUUCCAGCUCUCCAAAGGGGUGUCUGGCCAUCUCAAUGGGCAGGCCAGAACACUGCCGUCGAGCAAACUGGUGGCCAGCAAGAGUAACGCUGCCACCUUUCAUAAUCCAAUGGGUGUUGUUCCUUCCUCCCCCAAAAACACGAGCUAUAAGAACUCACUGGAAAGAAACAACCUAAAGCAAGCUGCUAAUAACAGUUUGCUUUUACAUCUUCUCAAAAGCCAGACCAUACCCGCGCCAAUGAACGGGCACAGCCAGAAUGAGAGAGGAAGUAGUUUUGAGAGUAGCACGCCCACCACGAUUGAUGAGUACUCUGAUAACAAUCCUAGCUUCACAGAUGACAGUAGUGGAGACGAAAGCACAUACUCCAAUUGCGUUCCCAUAGACCUGUCUUGCAAACACCGGAUUGAAAAACCGGAAGCUGAGCAGCCUGUUUCUCUUGAGAACCUAACCCAGUCCUUGUUAAACACGUGGGAUCCCAAAGGCCCUGGAGUUGACAUCAAAGAAGAUCAAGAUACCUCAACAAACUCCAAGCUGAACUCACACCAGAAAGUCACUCUUCUUCAAUUGCUGCUUGGCCAUAAAAGUGAAGAAACUGUUGAAAGGAAUGCCAGCCCUCAAGAAGUCCAUAGCGAUGUGACUAAGUUCAGUCCUCAGAAUUACACUAGGACUUCUGUCAUUGAAAGCCCCAGUACCAACAGGACUACCCCAGUGAGCACUCCACCACUUCAUACAGCCGGCCAAGCAGAGUCUCCCAUCAAUCUUUCUCAGCACUCUCUGGUCAUCAAGUGGAAUUCCCCGCCAUAUGCCUGCAGUACUCCGACUUCAAAACUAUCAACUACUGCGGCUAGCCACCUGAUGGACCUCACAAAAGGCAAAGAAUCACAAGCAGAGAAACCAGCCCCGAGCGAAGGUGCACAAAAUUCGGCAACAUUCAGUGCCAGUAAACUGUUACAAAAUUUGGCUCAGUGCGGCAUGCAGUCUUCCGGGCCAGUGGAGGAGCCGAGACCCAGCAAACAGCUGUUAAGUGGAAACACAGACAAACCUCUCGGUCUGAUUGAUAGAUUAAAUAGCCCUCUGCUCUCAAAUAAAACAAAUGCAGCUGAAGAGAACAAAGCCUUCAGCAGUCAGCCUGCAGGGCCUGAACCAGGACUUCCUGGUUGUGAGAUAGAAAAUCUACUGGAAAGACGUACAGUCCUUCAGUUGCUCCUGGGAAAUUCCAACAAAGGGAAGAAUGAGAAGAAAGAGAAAACUCCUGCACGAGAAGAAGCUCCUCAGGAGCAUUCGGAGAGAGCCGGCAAUGAACAGAUACUCAUGGUGAAAAUUAAGUCCGAGCCUUGUGAUGAGUUCCAGACCCACAACACAAACGUGCAUUUAAACCACGAUGUGAAAAGCACCCCGUUCUUAGGCGUGACUCCCACCAUCCAGAGGAGCACAGUGGCCUUACCAGUGUCGGAGGACUUUAAAUCAGAACCUGCUUCACCUCAGGAUUUUUCAUUCUCAAAGAACGGUCUGCUAAGUCGAUUGCUGAGACAGAAUCAAGAGAGUUACCCAUCGGAUGAUCAGGACAAGAGUCACAGAAACAGUGAGCUGACACCCCUGGAAUCAAAGAACUUUUGCAUGGUCCCUAAGAAAAGGAAGCUGUAUUCGGAACCAGUAGAAAAUCCAUUUAAAAAGAUGAAAAACAGUGCUGUAGACCCUGCCAAUAAUCAUGGUGGCCCAGAAGUACUCUAUGGGUCGUUGCUUAAUCAGGAAGAACUGAAAUUUAGCAGAAAUGAUCUGGAAUAUAAAUAUCCUGCUGGCCACAGUUCAGCCAGCGAUGGUGAACAUAGGAGUUGGGCCAGAGAGAGCAAAAGCUUCAAUGUUCUCAAACAACUGCUUCUCUCAGAGAACUGUGUGCGAGAUCUGUCUCCACACAGGAGUAACUCUGUCACCGACAAUAAAAAGAAAGGACACAAAAACAAUGUGCCCACUAGCAAACCUGAAUUCAGCAUUUCUGCUUUAAAUGGACUGAUGUAUAGCUCUCCUCAGCCUGGCAGUUGUGUGGAUCAUAGGACAUUUUCAUACCCAGGAAUGGUAAAAACCCCUCUGAGCCCUCCUUUCCCAGAGCACUUGGGCUGUGUGGGGUCCAGACCAGAGCCUGGGCUUUUGAAUGGAUGUUCUGUGCCCAUGUCCAGUGAGAAGGGACCCAUUAAGUGGGUCAUCACAGAUAUGGAUAAGAAUGAAUAUGAAAAAGACUCUCCAAGACUGACUAAAACUAAUCCAAUCCUGUAUUAUAUGCUCCAGAAAGGAGGCAAUUCUGUUACCACGCAAGAAACACAGGACAAAGACAUCUGGAGGGAGCCUUCAUCUGCCGAGAGUCUCUCCCAGGUUACAGUCAAAGAAGAGUUACUUCCUGCUGCAGAAACUAAAGCUUCUUUCUUUAAUCUAAGAAGCCCUUACAAUAGCCAUAUGGGAAAUAAUGCUUCUCGCCCACACAGUACAAAUGGAGAAGUUUAUGGACUUCUGGGAAGCGUGCUCACAAUAAAAAAAGAGUCAGAAUAAACGUGUACCUGCUGUACCAUUUUGGAUCUUUUAAAAAUUAGUCAGUAUGAACUUGAGAUCUGUAUAAAUAAGAGCAUGAUUUGAGAAAAGCAUGGUAUAAUUGAAACUCCUUCCUUUUGAAAGUAUUGGUCACUGGUGAUGUUUUAAAUAUGCAUACUAAUUUUUGCUUAAUAUUAGAUGUCAUGAGGAAACUAUUGAACUAGAGGUUGGUUGUUUAAUAUUUCUGUAUGCAUCAGAUAACAACUGUGACUAGCCUACGAAUGAACCUGUUUUUAUAAUCGUAAAUAAAAGGCAUACAUUAAAAUGCACAACUUCACCAGUAGUGGAUUGUUGCAACUUGCUGUCUUUAUUAGGGUUGUUUAUUUCCCAUCUCAGAAGCCAGCCUACAUAACAUGUUUGUAACGUCCAAAUUGUUAGCUAUUUGGAAGAUAACCAAAUUAGGAAAAACCCAGAAGCCUUGUGCUGAUUCACACCUCAUCAGUCUAAAAGUAAGAAAAAGCAAUGCUUACAUUUUUCACUUUUGCUAAACAAAAUUCUUUUUAACUCUUGGAAGGGGUUUUGCGGUUCCCAAUGUGUCUGCCCCACCACAGACCUUUUCAAUAUAUAUAUAUAUAUAUUUCUUUAAACCUUGUACGAUUUAGUAACAAUUGAUUACAACAGAGGGGAGUUUAAUAGAUCCUUGAAAAUAAAAGUCAGAUUUCCAUUUUUUAUAUUUUGACUACUUUACUAAAUUAAUACUCCUCCUUUUUCAAAAUUAGAGAAGGUAAUGUUCACCUUCAGGCUGUUUCCUGAAUAAUUGACUACUUAGAAAUAGUUUUUAACAAAAGCAGAAAUGGAUUUUCUUUGGAUGGUUUUCACCGUCUCUUUUGAAAAUUAAUCUUCACCACUCCUGUGGGACCUGUAACCCUUACAACCAGGAUUUCUUAAUUCUGAACACAGACACUGCAUUCAUACUAUCUGACUAUCUGGAGCAAUUUUAAAAUGCAGAUUCAUAGGCAGCAUCUCAGGUCUACAGAACAGGGUCUCUGAGUGGACCCAGGAGUCUUCCUUCCGCCUGUACCCUGAUGUGUUCUGUGUUUCUUCUGCACACUGAUGUUGAAAACCGUGGCUUAUGACUUUUCCAGAACAUGGGACUCUAAAUAAACUAUUUGAUGCCUAUAUUUUUCCCCAAUACUGUCACAUAUCCACUCAAAAUUUGCAAUAUCAUAGUUCCUAUAUUGCUGUUAUAUCUUUGGAAAUCGGGUUCAGAAUACUUUUUAUGACAAAAAAAAAUUGGGUAGAGGGGACAACUUUCCUAUUAUCUGGGUCAACAUCUCAGGAAAAUCUGUGAUUAUUUAUUUGCUCUAAUUAGUAAGAUUAACUUAAUUAGCCUUAGGGGUGGAAUAACAGGGCCACUUAGCAAACUCAGGUGAUCCCAGGAUGGAUGGGAAACUUCUCAUGAAUACAUCCUUACCUGCUAUUCAAACUGUCCUCUGCACAGGAGUGCUUAUGGAGUUAACAUAUUCAACCCGAGAGAGACAUCAAAAUCAGAUUACCUGAAACCAAAUCAAAGGGCACUUAUCUAUCCAAGACAGGACCUACACAGUCACUUUACAGGUUGAUUCAUUUUAAACAGGUAUUAAAAAUAAAUAUUGAUACUGUCUUGAAAGAACUUAAUAUAUAAUUGAGCCACGUGGAAUUUCAAUCUUGAAACAAGUUGGUUUUUCAGUUCAGUUUUUUAUAGCCCACAGUUCAUCCACCAGACAAUAUUUUGUUUUUCAAUUUUGAGCCAGGUUAACAACUGACUUAUCAAAAACUUACUGUGUACUCAGCAGUUAAGUAGGAAGAAGAUUAUUUGAAAGUUGUUGUACGUACUUGAAGUUGUUUCUAAGAUUUUUUUAUAUUACAAAUGGACAUUAAUUCUUAAUUAUCUAAAAUUCUAAAUGGUUAUUUUUUCCUCAAGAUGAUUUGUAAAUAGUUAAUGGAUAUGUUAUAUGGUAAUCAGAGUGUAUAUUAUGCUACUUCAGAGGAAGGAGAAGGCGUAUGCUUAUUCUGCUAUGAGAAAUUCCACUGGCCAGUGAAGAUACUUUACUCCGUGUCUAUACUGUGACAAUCUCAUUGUCUACACUAUAUAAAUAAGCUUUACACUAAGUCAUUUUUCUUGGUCAUGGUGAAAGGGCUGGAGCCUUAGAAAUAUAUUGUAGGAUGCUGGAGUGCGUUUUUAGUUGAAGGCAGUAGUCUUCUUACAAUGGGACAGCACUUAGGUCAGGGAAAUGUCCAGAGCCAGCAUCGCUUAACUUUGUUGUGUUUUUGUUGGAAUGAGACUAUGUAAUUCAAAAAUAAAUAUGACUAUAAAGGAUGCUGUUCUUACUAGAGAAUAUCCCCCUCCCCAUGUUUCAUUUAAAGAAGUCUUAAAGAAGAGAAAGGGCAUUCAAAUUCCACAAAUUCACUUUGUUUGCAUAUGUAGUUUCAAAUAUGCACAUACACAUUUUCAAGGACUAUUUUCAAUAUCUGGGCUGUUUCUUGUCAUUUGUGAAUGGGUACUGCAGCUUUCAUUGACAUCAGUAAGGUAGCAUUACCUGUUUAUUCUCUGCUACAUCUUACAGAAGAAUAAACUGGUGAGAGUAUAUAUUUUCUAUAUAUAUAUAUAUAAAUGUAUAUAUAUAUAUAUUGACUUGUUACAUGAAGAUGUUAAAAUUGGUUUUUAAAGGUGAUGUAAAUAAUGAUUUCCUUAAUGAAAAAAAUACAUAUUUUGUACUGUUCUAAUGCAACAGAAAAACCUUUUAAUUUCUUUGGUUCCUGUAUAUUCCAUGUAUUAAGUGUAAAUAUAAUCAGACAGGUUUAAAAAAAUGUGCAUGUAUGUAUACAGUUGCAAGUCUGGACAAAUGUAUAAAAUAAACCUUUUAUUUAAGUUUGA